AUGGACAGAAAUGGAGAAUCAAUAUUCACUUCUAAUUUUUGGAGAGAAAUCAAUGAGUAAUUUUUCAUGGUUCACUCACUUGUCAACGUCUCUGACCUUAGUCUCUUCAAAAAGAAAUGUAAAUAUUUUGUUCAUAAGAUAGUCUCUAAUUAUGUAAACUUAAAUUGUCAUAAAUUAUUAGAUAAAAUUCUGAAACAGAAUAAUAGAUCUAAACUAUCUUAAUUAAAUUUCAUCAACUUAAAAUAAAAACUUUCAUUACUUUUACAAUAAAGAAAACAUCAUUAAGAACCCAUUUAAAAUUUAAUUGAUGAAAUGAUAGACCAAAUUUGUUAUGCUCAGCUUAUCGAAGGAUUAUAGCAGACUGAAGAUCUCAUUAAAAAUAUGUCCUAAAAGUCUGAAUAACAACAACAAAUAAUUUAUCAUUAAGAAAAUUAAAUCUUGACUAAUUUGCAUCACAUGAUAGAUUCAAAGGAUGAAUUAAGCAAACAAAUAUAAUAACUAGAAUAAUAACUUGAACAACUUGAUAAUUCUAAUUCCCUGCUACAGUAUUAUCACAAUUUCAUAUUAUUAGCCUUGAAUAACAUGUCCAGGAAAUCAAUAACACUUUGCUCUAUAUUUAUUCUUCUUAGAUCGUUAAAGAACAUUCAAUAAAAUUAACCAGAUCCAGAGUUAGAAGUCACCAAGAAGAACUAAGAUUAUUGAAGGAUUUAAUCAUUUUACAUGAAGAUUAUCAAGUUGCUGAAAGCAUUGGUAAAGCUAUCUUCAAUGAAUAAAGUAAAUACAAUUGAUAAUUUAUUCAAAGGCAACACUAUUACGGUGAUCUUCGAUAAAUAUUUGAGUCAAAUUUAGAUUGAUCUCAACUUGGAACAUUUUGCAAAUCUUCAAAAGUUAAGAGAAGUGCCAUAUGAAUUUCUUGAAUAAAUACCUGGACUCAGAUCUGAUGUAUAUAAAUAAAUUGAAUUAUGUAGGAUGUAUUCGAGAUGCAAAUGUGUCAUUCUUGUAAAUUGAUGGUUGAUGUUAAAAAUCUGAAAUAGUGUUCAUAUAAUCAUUUUUAGAUGGGGUUACAUGAAUAUAAUGAGGACUUACUAACGUGUUAGAGAUAUUAAAUAAAUGCAAAGUCUCAAUAAUAAUAUAUUUUAGAUCUUUAUUCUACAAAUUACAUUAUUGAAAGUACAUUCAAUUUAUGACAUAUCAUAGAUUUAUAGAUUCAUUGCAAAAGAUACUUUUGUUUAAAAUGUUUGAAGCAUGAAUUUGAUUCAUAUGAAAUUACUCAAUUUUAAUGGAUUUGUCCAUUGUGCAAAGUAAAUCAUGAAUUAUAUUCAUUCUAGGGAUAAUGUACUUGUAUCAGAUGUUCAAGAAAUGAAGUUAUUUAUAAAUUAAAGAGACAAUAUUUGGAAUUGAAUGGAGAUUUAGAAGAUAUCUAUCAAUCAUCAUAUUUUGAAAUGUUGGUGAAGGAAAAACGAAACUUAAUUAAAAAUAUUCCUAUUGAUUUUAUUAAUAUGUUUAAUAACAAGCUUGAAAACAAUGAAGACACUGUCAUUCCAAAAGGCAAUCUUAAACACAAAAAAUCAAUUACUAAAAAUAUGCUAAAGAAGAAGAUUAAAGAAAAUGAUACCUAAUUAACAUCAAAAUCACAUAAGCUUACACAUAUAGAAAGUUCAUCAUCAUCUAUAAAAAUUAAGAAAUCAAAAGAAAUCAAAAAGAGAUCAUUGUAUUUUACUAACAAUCAUAAUGAUCAUUCUAAUUAAUAAAUCUUUAUCUAAUGA
Paramecium octaurelia is the source of this 1766-nucleotide messenger RNA. The record is from the annotation of a GenBank genome assembly. NCBI's taxonomy places the organism in Eukaryota, Ciliophora, Oligohymenophorea, Peniculida, Parameciidae.